AUGCUGGCCGAUUCAAUUGAACCACAGGUGCCCUUCAAAGAGAAAACAAAGGUGGAGUCACUUACUUUAGAGGUAGUCCGUGCAACUGGUGGUGAAGAGGAGGACGGAGAGGAUGGUGAUGAUGGUGAUGAUGUAGAUGGUGGAGAGGGUGACGACGAUGAUACGUGCUCCACAUCCACUACCACAACAACCACAACAACAACAACAACAACAACAACUUCAACAGCGCCUACAGCAUCUCUUUCCUUCACAGGCACACACGAGAAGAUAGGAUUGCAGUUAAACGGAAACUUGAUAUGUCUGGGUGAUUCCAACAGGAAUGACAAGGCAAUGCACCACGCGGGAGGAUUUAUAUGCUUCCAUCACAAGGAGUUGAGAGACCUAUUGUUUGAGAACGUUGAUGAUGUGUUGGUCAAUCAGAUGCUCUACUUUGAUGGCCAAACCGCUAUAGACCCAGAGGUCAAAGAUUUGAAGCAAAGGUCAGAGGCUAAACCUACUGUCUCUAUCUUCAGUUUGUACGAGAAACAGAACAACAAACGGGUUUGCGCCAAAGACAAUAAGAGAACUAACUUGGAGGUUGUGGAUGAUGUGGUGGAUGAUGAUGAGGACACUAGAACACCACCAACAAGUCGUGGAAAAAAGAGAGGCAAAAAAUAA
This is a messenger RNA of Acytostelium subglobosum LB1, 657 nucleotides long. RefSeq lists its product as hypothetical. The transcript is spliced from 2 exons. The record is from RefSeq and is a predicted model, not a curated record. Gene Ontology annotation, biological process: DNA metabolic process. Gene Ontology annotation, molecular function: deoxyribonuclease II activity. Lineage: Eukaryota; Evosea; Eumycetozoa; Acytosteliales; Acytosteliaceae. The coding region runs from base 1 to 657 and encodes 218 amino acids.